Entamoeba dispar SAW760 is the source of this 1404-nucleotide messenger RNA. RefSeq lists its product as uncharacterized. The transcript has a single exon. Gene Ontology annotation, molecular function: protein binding. The record is from RefSeq and is a predicted model, not a curated record. NCBI's taxonomy places the organism in Eukaryota, Evosea, Mastigamoebida, Endamoebidae. Bases 1 to 1404 code for a protein of 467 amino acids.
AUGCAAUCCCCACUAUCUUCAACUGAGGAAGAAAUCACUCUCGAUUCAUUAUCACUGGAAUUACUAAGCCAUAUAGCAGUUGAAUUAGAACCAAAAGAUGUACUAAAUUUAUCGUUAACUUGUAAAAAAUUUUCACCAUUAAUUAAAGAUGUAGAUUAUUGGCACCAUACAUUAGGAUAUAGUAAAGACGAUGAAAAAAGAUCUAUUAAAGAAUACCAAGAAGAUUAUGUUAUUAUCAAACAAUUUCAACCAAAAGAUAGUUAUUCAACAACGACUGACUUUUCACAAAAGAAUAAACCAAAAUCAUUACCACACCGUCGAGGGACAAAAAUUGUUUGGGUAUUUGUAACUAUAUUAUUAAAUAUAUCUUGGGAUUAUAUCUCAUAUUUUUGUGAUAUUAUCUUUCUUGUAUUAUUGGUAUUAAGGUUAGACAGGGUGUUUAUGUUUCCAAGUAUCGUUCCUUUCUUAUUCUUUUCAGUGUCAAUAAUAACAAAAACCUUUUUUCCGUAUCUUGCAAUUAUUGGUUUAAGAUAUAUUUAUGGACCAUUCUUUGAUUUAGCUUAUCUUCCACAACAAAAUGUUUCUAUUAUUUUAAUUUCUUCAAUAUAUUUAUACUCUUCUCCAUACAUUGGUGUGAUGUCAUUCUUUAGUAUACUUAUUUUCUUUUUUUAUAUAUUAGUCUUAUGUUACGUCAGUAAUAUCAUUGGAUUUAUAUUCGUAUUAAUUCCUCCAUUUCUCUGUGCUGUACUUGCAGUAUUUUCUUGUGCAAAUUUUACCUGUUUACCUGUAUAUAAACGAGCUCCAUGUUCAUUUACUAAAGUUAUAUAUUGUACGAUACCGUCAUGUAGUAUUGUAGCUUCUAUAAUACUUAUUGCAUUAGCAAGUCUUGGAGGUGAAUACGUUCCAUAUUAUGCAUCAUUUUUACCGUUAUACGUUGGUUCAAUUUAUGAAAUUAUUUUAUUUACUUUUACAACGAUAUAUUUAUCAUGUUGUAGUAACAAGUUGUUAGUAUCAGAUCUUCCUUGCUAUUUUUUAUUCUUUCCGUGUUAUGAAAAAAAAACUGUUAGUGAAGCAAUAACAAUGAACCAAUUUCUUUUAUUUUUAUUAACCUUUGUUUCAAUACCAUUAGCAAUAUUUCUUAUAUUAUUAUCAAUGAAAUUAGAUGGUUUUGUUGAUGUAAAAUUUCUCUACAUAUUUAUACCUUUCUUCUUUUUAGAAUUAAGCAUUGUUUUCUUUAAUCUAGCAAUUCAUAUUGGGUGUUGUAUAACUCAUGGAUUUAGUGAAAGUAAUAAUUAUAAAAUACACAACAAUGCAGAAGAUAUUUCAAGUUUUGAUGAACAAGAAAUGGAUACUCUACCACCAGCAGUAAUUCGUGGUAAAAAACUAAACUUACCACACAAGUAA